CCCCCCCCUCCUUCCCUCGUAGCCGAUACGAUACUCCUUCGGUUCUUCCCCUCCUUCGACGGAAUCGGUAGCUCCUCCGGCGACCGACCCGAGCUUCGCGCGGCAAGAGAUACAGAGCCUUCAGGUUCCAGCUGGUUCUCGUGUCACUUCUGAAGAAUGUUCAAGAACACGUUCCAAUCUGGUUUUUUAUCUAUCCUAUACAGUCUAGGGAGCAAGCCUUUGCAGAUAUGGGAUAAAGAAGUGGUCAAUGGUCAUGUAAAGCGGCCGCAAGAUGAGGACAUUCAGUCGAAUGUUCUCGAGAUCAUCGGCUCGAACAUCCAGUCCACGUACAUAACAUGCCCUGCCGACCCCUCUGCAACGCUCGGUAUAAAGCUGCCAUUCUUGGUUAUGAUCGUAAAGAGUCUCAAGAAGUAUUUCACUUUCGAGAUUCAAGUGCUGGAUGACAAGAACGUCAGGCGACGGUUCCGAGCUUCUAACUUUCAAGCUAUGACUAGAGUGAAGCCAUAUGUUUGUACUAUGCCAUUGAAGAUGGACGAAGGAUGGAACCAGAUUCAGCUGAAUCUUGCCGAUUUCACGAGGAGAGCAUAUGGGACCAAUUACGUCGAAACCCUGCGAGUUCAGGUGCAUGCCAACUGCCGCCUGAGGAGGAUAUAUUUCUCGGACCGGCUUUACUCCGAAGAGGAGCUCCCACCAGAAUUUAAACUCUACCUUCCCAUGCAGAAAACAUGAAGUUGGCACGAGCCUGUCUUAUGUAGGAGCUGGUGGUCAAUAGUUGUACAUCAGACAUACGCUCUUAUUAGGCUAUAAGAUUCAUGAGGGGACAUAUUGGAAUAUCUUGAUCUCUUGUUUAUUGGGUUUCUUGUAGAACAAAUCUUCACGUCUUCUAUGAUCUCUAGUGAGUUUCUCUAAUGUUAUUUGCUUGAAAACGUCUGAAUUUUGACACAUGGACUGAUGAUGAUUGCUACAGCUAAGAAUAUGGUUAUGCCCUCCAA
This is a messenger RNA of Punica granatum (pomegranate), 992 nucleotides long. NCBI's taxonomy places the organism in Eukaryota, Viridiplantae, Streptophyta, Magnoliopsida, Myrtales, Lythraceae. The record is from RefSeq and is a predicted model, not a curated record.